UCCACGACAUCAAUAAAACCACUCUCCAUCCCAUUUUUGAUAAAAUUUCCACACUGCUCAGCCUCUCUCCGUAACAUUUUCCGGUCGUUUCCUUUCCGAAGAAAGAAGAAGCGGUAGAUCGAGGCCGGUGCUCGAUACAAAUACAGCUUCCUUGCUGCCUUUUCAGCUGGUCUUUGUUGGUUCUAAUUUCUGAAUAAAUCAAGAUGGUUGUUCUUGCUGCUGCUAUUGUAAGCAAGUCUGGUAAAGUGCUUGUUUCGAGGCAGUUUGUGGAUAUGACUCGUAUAAGAAUUGAAGGUCUUCUUGCAGCUUUUCCCAAGUUGGUAGGAACUGGGAAGCAGCACACAUAUGUAGAGACAGAAAAUGUGCGCUAUGUUUACCAGCCAAUCGAAGCUCUGUACUUGCUACUUGUGACAAACAAACAAAGCAACAUCCUUGAAGAUUUGGAGACUUUGAGGCUGCUCUCUAAGCUUGUACCUGAAUAUUCCUUUUCUCUAGAUGAAGAUGGUAUUUGCAAGACAGCGUUUGAGCUGAUUUUUUCUUUUGAUGAAGUCAUCUCUCUUGGGCACAAGGAAAAUGUAACUGUUGCACAAGUUAAGCAGUAUUGUGAGAUGGAGAGUCAUGAAGAGAAAUUGCACAAGCUGGUAUUGCAGAGCAAGAUCAAUGAAACCAAGGAUAUUAUGAAGCGCAAAGCUAGUGAGAUUGACAAAAGCAAGAUUGAAAGGAGCAGAGGUGAUAAAGGGGGGUUUAUUUCUUUACAGUCAAUGGGCUCUGGAAGAAUUGAGAGUAGCUUUAGUGAUAUGAGCAUAUCUAGUGGUGGUGGAGGUGGUUUUGGAAGUGGUUCUGGCUUUGGAUUGAGCACUGAUGUCGAAUCCUUUUCUAGCAAGUCUAAAGGUCGUCCACCUUCAUCUGCCACUGCUCCUCCAAAAGGUCUUGGCAUGCAGCUUGGUAAAUCCCAAAAGACAAACCAGUUCUUGGAAUCCUUGAAAGCAGAAGGCGAAGUAAUUCUUGAGGAUGUGCAACCAAAAGCAGGCCAGUCCAGAUCAGCUGCUCCACCACUAACAGAUCCCAUCACUUUGACUGUUGAGGAGAAACUCAAUGUGACACUGAAACGAGAUGGUGGAGUUAGUAACUUUGAUGUUCAAGGAACAUUGUCACUUCAAAUUCUUAAUGAAGAAGAUGGGCAUAUUCAAGUUCAGAUUGAAACAGGUGGGAAUCCGGGUAUCCUUUUCAAGACGCACCCUAACAUGAACAAAGAAUUAUUUUCCAACGAGAAUAUUCUAGGCCUUAAGGACCCAAAUAGGCCUUUUCCCACCGGUCAGGGUGGUGAUGCAACCGGUGUUGGUCUGUUGAAGUGGAGAAUGCAAAGUACAGAUGAGUCAGUGGUGCCAUUGACAAUCAACUGCUGGCCCUCUGUUUCUGGAAAUGAAACUUAUGUCAGCAUUGAAUAUGAAGCUUCAUCAAUGUUUGAUCUACGGAACGUUGUGAUCUCAGUACCUCUUCCAGCUCUUCGAGAGGCACCAAGUGUUAGGCAGGUUGAUGGAGAAUGGAGGUAUGACUCGAGGAAUUCUGCCUUGGAGUGGUCCAUUCUUCUUAUUGAUAACUCAAACAGAAGUGGAUCCAUGGAGUUUGUUGUUCCUCCAACAGAUUCAUCUAUAUUCUUCCCCAUUUCUGUGCGGUUCUCAGCCACUAACACAUUCAGUGAUCUAAAGGUUGUAAAUGUGAUACCUCUCAAGGGUGGAGCCCCUCCGAAGCAUGCCCAGAGAACACAGUUAAUCACAGAGAAUUACCAAGUUGUCUGAGCGGUGUUUGUUUAAAAUGCUAGUGGAUUUAAAUUUUGAAGUCUGCCUUUCAUGUUGUUACCUUUUCUACUCUUUUGAAGAAGUUAGAUCGAUGGACUUGUUAUAUCCACAUGUAUGAAUGGACCUUAUAUACCUUUUAUCUUUUAGGAGAUUCUUUUUUGCAAUAACUGUAUUUACUUGCCCCUCACUUGGCAACCCAUAUUUCUAUCAGUCUGGUGGAUUCUAGCAAUCACCAUCUCUGUACAACUUGGAUUUUACUUUGUGAUUUUUCCCAUGUUGGGCUGUUCUAAAGCCCCGCCUAUAAGAGAGAUUCAUUUUGUUUA
Alnus glutinosa is the source of this 2122-nucleotide messenger RNA. RefSeq names its product coatomer subunit delta. The transcript has 12 exons. Gene Ontology annotation, biological process: endoplasmic reticulum to Golgi vesicle-mediated transport; Golgi localization; retrograde vesicle-mediated transport, Golgi to endoplasmic reticulum. Lineage: Eukaryota; Viridiplantae; Streptophyta; Magnoliopsida; Fagales; Betulaceae. The record is from RefSeq and is a predicted model, not a curated record. Gene Ontology annotation, cellular component: COPI vesicle coat; cytosol. The coding region runs from base 204 to 1799 and encodes 531 amino acids.